Messenger RNA from Erigeron canadensis, 1691 nucleotides. RefSeq lists its product as uncharacterized. Gene Ontology annotation, molecular function: acetylglucosaminyltransferase activity. The record is from RefSeq and is a predicted model, not a curated record. The transcript has 3 exons. NCBI's taxonomy places the organism in Eukaryota, Viridiplantae, Streptophyta, Magnoliopsida, Asterales, Asteraceae. Bases 64 to 1500 code for a protein of 478 amino acids.
UUUCCUUAUCUUAAAUCCCCAUUAAAACCUCUUCAAAAUUCUGUUUUUUUUCCAAACAAGAUUAUGACCAAUGUUCGAGACCUCAAGAAUGUUUUCCAUCACAAAAUCAAUGAAGCCAUAACUACUUCGUUAAAGUUAACACUCAUUGUUUCCGUAGUUUUCUCAAUAUUAUUCGUCUUGUUAUCAAGUUUCCGUGGCCAACCAUCUAGGUUGGCCUUGGCUCCAAAUUGUCUCCUCAAUGCUCAAGCACCGGGUUCUUCUGCAGAACCUGGUACUGACAUAUCCCAUGUGCUUUUUGGUAUUGGUGGGUCAGUCCAUACGUGGACUGACCGUUGCUACUAUUCAGAGCUAUGGUGGCAACCAAAUAAAACCCGGGGGUUUGUUUGGUUAGACCAACCUCCGGUUUUAAAUACUUUUUCCCAUCCAAACUCCAUACCUUUUAAAAUAUCCGAACCCUUGACCCGUCUAGAAAACGUAGGGUCAGGUCCAGCGGUUCGGAUAGCUAGGAUCAUUUUAGAAUCAUUUAAUCUCGGGUUGCCCGAAGUUAGAUGGUUCGUUAUGGGAGAUGAUGAUACGGUUUUUUUUGUUGAUAAUUUGGUUUCGGUUUUAUCUAAAUAUGAUCACCGAAAAAUGUACUACAUUGGUGGAAGCUCAGAGAGUGUAGAGCAAGAUAUAAUGCAUUCAUAUGACAUGGCGUUUGGCGGUGGUGGGUUUGCCGUGAGUUACGGUUUAGCGGCGGAGCUUGCCAAGAUUUUUGACGGUUGUCUUGGUCGUUACCAGUAUUUUUAUGGGUCGGAUCAACGGGUUUGGGCUUGUGUGAAAGAGCUCGGUGUUUCAUUAACAAAAGAAGAUGGGUUUCACCAGUUGGAUAUUAGAAGAGAUGCAUAUGGUUUACUAGCGGCACAUCCUAUGACACCAUUGGUAUCACUCCAUCACCUUGACUAUAUUAAGGCAUUGUUACCGAACCGGACCAAGUACGAGUCCUUAGACGCCCUCAUUCAAACCUACCGGAUGGACCCGCCUCGUGUAUUGCAACAAUCAAUUUGCUACUACAAAACAUGGUGGCAUAGAUGGUCUAUAUCCGUCUCAUGGGGUUACACGGUUCAGAUAUAUCCAUCUUUGUUGGCGGCUCAUGAGCUUGAAAUGCCGUUGCAAACGUUCCUGACAUGGAGAAGCUUUAAGGACGGGCCUUUCACGUUUAAUACCCGGCCUCUGUCUAGCGACCCAUGUGAACUUCCAGCAAUGUAUUACAUAAGCCAGGUUCGAGAUGCUGGAAAUGACACGGUGACUACUUACAAAAGAGAUGAAUCGGUCAAGAGGUGUGAAAAAGGGAAUUAUCCUCAUACGGUAGACACCGUUGUAGUCUUAGCAUCAAAGAUGAAUCCUAAUUAUUGGGUCGAGGGGCCAACAAGACAAUGCAGUGAGAUCAAGGGCUGGAAGUAUAAUACUAUGGAAGUACGGGUCAGAAGUUGUAAAGAUGGAGAGACAAUCACUAGUUAAAUAGAUCUAUCAGGUUAAUUUAUACUCUAUAUAUCAAUACGGGUAUAUAAUGCAAGGUAUAGUAUAUAUAUUUCAGGACCCCGGGUUUAUAUAGCUUGAUAUAUUGUACGAGUAGAAUUGUAGUAGUGUAUAUAACCAUUUUGAUCUUUUCACGACUCAUUACAUUAACAUAAGUAUGACCUUGUGCGCGA